GAGUUUGAGAAGUAGGCCGAUAGCAAAGCAUAGACAAAUUCACGUGCUAUAUAACAGACUUUGUCCAUUCUUUUAUCCAAAGGCAAAAAGUCUCUGAGCUAAGAAAACAUGUUUACCAUAAAAGGGUCAGUUGAAUCCGAUGCUGUGAGAUCUAUUCCUUCUAACUACAUUUGCCCCAAAACUCCAGACGAUUCCAUAAUCUAUGAAACACAGAAUGUUCCAAUCAUUGACUUUUCCCUCCUCAUCUCCUCCAAUCCCAAUGAGCGUUCCAAGGCAAUCCAACAACUUGGUGAUGCCUGUCGUGACUGGGGUUUCUUCAUGCUAAUCAAUCAUGGAGUGUCGGAGAAACUGAGGGGUGAGGUGCUUAGAUCAACCAAGAGCUUUUUCGAUCUGACUGAGGAAGAAAAACGGGAGUUCUCAGGUGAGAAUUUAUUCGAUCCAAUACGAUGUGGGACAAGCUUCAAUGUCAUGGUGGACAAGACCCUGUUUUGGAGAGAUUAUCUCAAGUGUCAUGUUCACCCUCACUUCCAUGCUCCUUCCAAGCCCCUUGGUUUUAGUGAAACUUUGGAGGAAUACAUCACAAAGAGCAGGGAGGUGACUGGAGUUUUGCUAAAAGGAAUAUCACUAAGCUUGGGCCUUGAAGAAAACUACAUACAUAAAAGGAUGAAUUUAGAGUCAGGGGCUCACCAGUUGCUGGUAAUCAACUUUUACCCACCAUGUCCUAAGCCUGAAGAUGUAAUGGGGCUACCUCCGCACACAGAUCAUGGGCUUUUGACCCUCCUGAUGCAAAAUGAUCUUGGUGGGCUUCAAAUUCAACAUAAUGAUAAGUGGAUUCCUAUCCAACCUUUACCCAAUUCCUUUCUCAUCAAUACUGGGGAUCAUUUGGAGAUACUCACCAAUGGGAAAUACAAGAGUGUUGUUCAUCGUGCUGUGGUAAAUGAAAAAGCUGCUAGAAUUUCUGUUGGUACAGCACACGGGCCACCAAUUGACUCCAUUGUUAGUCCUGCACCGGAGUUGGUUCAAGAGGAUCAUCCCCCUGCAUAUCGUGGCAUUACAUACAGAGAUUAUUUGAUGCUUCAGCAAAGCCAGGAACUGAAUAAGAAAUCUUGCUUGGAUCGAAUUCGAAUUUGAAUAAAACAGUGUUAUCCUUGAGACAUUAUUCAAGUAGUAUUAAUAUCUUUCUUGCAUAUGAAUCAUGCAAGCUAAGUGUAUUUUAUAAUUUGGUUUUAAAUUUGGAAUUGAAGAAUGUAAUUUAGACAUCUAUGGUUGAAAAAGCGAGCUCAAAGGUUGUUCUAAUUCAUUCAGCAUAUGCAUGCUGCUAUUGAUGAAUGAAUUAUGAUUUCAUGAAAUGACAUGUUUUCACUUGUUUGUUUUA
Lotus japonicus is the source of this 1375-nucleotide messenger RNA. Its product is annotated as 2-oxoglutarate-dependent dioxygenase 19-like. The record is from RefSeq and is a predicted model, not a curated record. The coding region runs from base 109 to 1131 and encodes 340 amino acids. NCBI's taxonomy places the organism in Eukaryota, Viridiplantae, Streptophyta, Magnoliopsida, Fabales, Fabaceae. The transcript has 4 exons.